AUGUUGGAGGUCGGGUGGGGAGUGGGGAGAGGGGAGGAUUUGCAGGUGGCGGGGCAGAGCGUGGGGUGCUCGAGCGUGGCGGCGGGCGUCGCGGGCAGCCCCGCGCUGUCGCUGCUGAACGAGGUGUUUCAGACCGCCGAGUUCACGGGCGCCCUGUCCGACGUCAAUUUGGAGGCCACCGUUUUCCUUCCCACCAACGCCGCAUUUUCGUCGCUCAUCGCUGGCCUGAGAACGACGAAGGAGGAGCUCCUGAAGCAGAAGGCGCUUCUCACGCGGGUGCUCCAACUCCACGUCGUUCCUGGGCGGGCCCUUGCGGUGCCGGACCUCCUGUCGUCGGAGUCGCCGCUCGUGACUCUGGCGGCCGAAACGCUGACCGUCAACGCAACGGAGGUUGCCCUGGGCGCCGCCAUCGUGCCGCCGGUGGGCCGCGCCGCCAACAUCCUGGCGGGCAACUUUCGGGCCUGCGGCGCUGUGGCUCACGUCAUCGACGCCGUGCUGCUUCCCACCACAGCAUCCACGCAGGGCUUCUUGUAG
Messenger RNA from Ostreobium quekettii, 534 nucleotides. NCBI's taxonomy places the organism in Eukaryota, Viridiplantae, Chlorophyta, Ulvophyceae, Bryopsidales, Ostreobiaceae. The record is from the annotation of a GenBank genome assembly.